Molecule: messenger RNA, 1251 nt
Organism: Protopterus annectens (West African lungfish)
Lineage: Eukaryota; Metazoa; Chordata; Ceratodontiformes; Protopteridae
Product: vomeronasal type-2 receptor 26-like
Exons: 4
Coding region: 1-1251 (416 amino acids)
Biological process (GO): G protein-coupled receptor signaling pathway
Cellular component (GO): membrane
Molecular function (GO): G protein-coupled receptor activity
Source: RefSeq, a predicted model, not a curated record
AUGUGUGAAUUAGAUAUUAGAUCAACUUUAAAGAAAGAUAUUAGUAACUCUAGUUAUAAUUUAUCAAAAGUUGAAAAAGAUAUGUUAUCAGAUCUAACAAAUAAAAAGACUAUCAGGUUUAUAAAACCUGAUAAAGGAGGCGGCAUGACUAUUUUUAAUAUGAGUGACUACAAUAAUGAAAUGGAGAAUAUCCUUACAAGUGAAACUUACUCUGUUCCAAAAUCUGUGUGCAGUGAAGCCUGCCUUUCUGGAUACAGAAGAGUUAUACGACAGGGAGAGCCGCCAUGUUGUUUUGAUUGCAUUCCUUGUUCUGACAAUGAGAUUUCAAAUAAGAGUGAUUCAAGUAACUGCAUAAUGUGUCCGGGGGAUCACUGGCCAAAUACAGCAAAAAACAUCUGCAAUCCAAAAUAUAUAGAUUUCCUUUCAUAUGAAGAUCCCCUGGGUAUAUCAAUUGCAACACUUACUGGUUUCUUAUCACUAAUGCCAGUUGUUGUGUUUUUUAUCUUCGUAAAACACCAUAACACUCCAGUUGUCAAGGCAAAUAACCGUGAAGUCAGCUACUUUCUAUUGUUAUCAUUAGAGUUGUGUUUGUUAACUGCUCUGAUAUUUAUUGGUUCUCCAAAGAACGAGACUUGCAUUUUCAGGCAACCAGCUUUCGGCAUAUUCUUUUCCAUUUGUAUCUCCUCAGUACUGGCAAAAACCAUAACUGUCAUCAUUGUCUUUCAUGCCACAAAACCAGGAAGCAGUUUGAAGAAGUGGGUUGGAUCAAAGAUGUCAUUUUUUAUUAUCAUUUGUUGUUCUCUGUUUCAGUGUUGUAUAUGUGUUGUAUGGCUGUCACUUUAUCCACCCUUCUUAGAGUCUGACAACAAAUAUCCUGAGAAGACAGUCAUUCAGUGUAAUGAAGGCUCAAUAUUCAUGUUCUAUUUGCUGCUGGCAUAUUUAGGUAUAUUAGCAACUGUUUGUCUUAUAAUUGCCUUUCUAGCCAGGAAUCUACCGGAUAGUUUCAAUGAGACCAAAUUUAUCACAUUUAGCAUGAUUGUUUUUGUAAGCGUUUGGUUGUCAUUCAUACCGGCCUAUGUCAGCACAAAAGGGAAAUACAUGGUUGCUGUGGAGAUUUUUGCCAUCCUGUCAUCCAGUGCUGGAUUAUUACUAAGUAUUUUUUCACCCAAAUGUUACAUAAUUUUAAUUAGACCAGACAUGAACAGGAGAGAACACAUUACAAGACAACAGAGCAAUGCUUAUAACUCGUAA